Closterium sp. NIES-65 is the source of this 2832-nucleotide messenger RNA. Lineage: Eukaryota; Viridiplantae; Streptophyta; Zygnematophyceae; Desmidiales; Closteriaceae. The record is from the annotation of a GenBank genome assembly.
AUGGACGGGAGCAAGCCAGCAGCAGCAGGCCUGGGGGGUGUGGUUGCAGGAACAUUGCCAUCAGCAGGCGGGCCGCCCCAACCCCAUCCCUUGCGGCAGAUCAAAUCCGACCCGGAUGCCACGAUCCUGUCAGAGCAAACCCCUCCUCUGCAGCAGCAGCAGCAGCAGCAGCAGCAGCUGCCGCAAUACAAACCAGGGUCACCACCCCCACUCGUAGCAGGAGCAGCAGGAACAGCAGGAGCAGCAGGCGCAGCAGGGGCAGCAGGCACAGCAGGCGCAGGAGCAAAGGCAGAAGGGGUAGCAGAGGAACCAUCCUCUCUAUCGGCCAGCACCGCACCGUACCAAGCAGCAUCGGCCGUCAUCGCCCCAUCCUCCGGUCUCUACGAGCCUGACACCAGCAAGACGUCGGCAGCAGCGGGGCAAGCAGGGGAGGGCGAGACUGGGGAAGGUGGUGCGGAGGGGGCGAUUGAGGUGAAAGCGGAGGCUGGGGAGGGGGGUGAAACGGCGGUGGAGGAGAGGGAGGAGGAAGAGCCUAUGGCGAGACUUUGUCGAGUGAUGGACGCCGCAUUGGCCAACGACCGUCGGGAUCUGCUCGUAGCCGCCGCCCACAUGCAAGCCAUGGACGCCUCAUUGGCCAACGACCGGCGGGAUCUGCUCCUAGCAGCCGCCCACAUGCAAGCCGUGCUCGCAUGCUCCGACCGCCUUGCCACGUCAGCACCCCUCGCCGGCUCGCGAGGCGCGCUUGGCGAGGACCUAUCAGCAACCGCCAGCUCACGCCUGCUCGCUGACUGGAUGGCCCUCAACUCCCUCACCUUCCCGGCAACUUCCUCCUCUUGGGCCCACGAGCCUAGGGAUCUCCCUGUGAUAUCAGCUGGUGCUGACGCUGCCCUUGCUGCUGCUGCUCCUGCUGCUGCUGCUGCCGGUGCUGCCAGUGCUGGUGGUGCUGAUGCUGCUGCUGGCAGUGUGGGGUGGAGCAGCAGGAGGGUGGUAUCGGUGACAGCGAGUGUGGUAGACCAUGAGGGCACCCUCACCAGCAGCGCUGUGCAUGCUGGGGCAGGGGGGGACGCAAGACAGGCUUUAAGCGCUGGUGGUGGCUACGGGGAGGGCGAGGAGCUGAGUGGUGGCGAUAUGGGGGAUGGGGAGGUGAAGGAAGAGAGGAACUGGGGGUCGUAUGAGGAAGACGAGGAGGAGGACGAGGAGGAAGAGGAUGAGGAGGAGGAAGAGUGGGAGGAGGAGUGGGAGGAGGAGGAGGGGGGUGGAAGGGUGGGGGAUGGGCCAUGGCUGGUGUCGCGAUCGCAGGCUGCAGCGGCGCUGUUCCCUCCGAGGAAGCGAGUGAGGCGAGAGCUACCACAGCCUGCAGCGGCACUGUUCCCUCCGAGGAAGCGAGUGAGGAGAGAGCUCAACGCCGCGCUCACAUGGGAGGCGCAGCGGCUGAACGAGGAGAUGAUAGACUCGAGUGUGGAGGUCAGCGCGAGGGAGACGAGGAGAGCGCACGCCCUGGGCAAGGAUGGCACUGCAAUGCUGCUGCGGUUUGACAUCCCCUCGGAGUUUGAGCCUGCUCACAAGUUGCACAAUACUGGACACGUGCUUUGCCUGUAUGAAAGCUCCCCUGGUCAACACCUUGCCCCGGCCGGUGGCCAUUCCCUUCCCUCCCCUCCGCCUGCUCGUCCCCGGCUCCUACCCGCACUGCUCGCCCCAACCAUGGCCCUUCCAAGCCCACCCACACACCAGGUGAUGUUACAACCAUGCGAGCAGCUGUUGUCUGCUCUGCUCCUGCCUGCUGCUCUGCUCCUGCCUGCUGCUCUGCUCCUGCCUGCUGCUCUGCCACCUGCCUGCUGCUCUGCCACCUGCCUCCUUCUCUGCUCCUGCCUGCUGCUCUGCCACCUGCCUGCUUCUCUGCUCCUGCCUGCUGCUCUGCUCCUGCCUGCUGCUCUGCCACCUGCCUGCUUCUCUGCUCCUGCCUGCUGCUCUGCUCGUGCCACAUGUGUCCCUCCACCCUCCAACACAUUCCCAGUGCCCAAGGCGCAAAACGAGCCUCCAGUAGACAUGAAGAAGAUUGCACUGGAUCCGGAAGCGCUUUCCCAGUAUUGGGGAAUCAAGCCCAAGCAGUACCUGCGUGAGGAUGGCACGCCCUGGCCCUGGAAUUCCUUCCGGCCCACGGACAGCUACACCGCUAACCGAAAGACAGAACUUGACAGGCACUUUCCGGUUACCGGAUUCGGUGACGCUUUCGCCAAGUACCUCGUGAAGUCGCUCCGCUUCCCCACAGACCUGUUCUUCCAGAAACGGUACGGUUGCCGCGCGAUGAUGCUGGAGACCGUGGCGGCGGUGCCGGGGAUGGUGGCGGGCGUGCUGCUGCACAUGCGCUGCCUGCGCCUCGUGGAGAACAGCGGCGGGUGGAUCCGCGCGCUGCUGGAGGAGGCGGAGAACGAGCGCAUGCACCUCAUGACCUUCAUGCAGGUUUCGAAGCCCACGUGGUUUGAGCGCGGCUUGAUAUUCACCGUUCAGAGUGGGUUCGCUGCAGUGUACGGGCUCGUGUAUCUCCUCUCCCCGCGCAUCGCGCACCGCAUCGUGGGGUACCUGGAAGAGGAGGCAGUGCACUCGUACACGCAGUACCUCAAGGAGAUCGAUGAGGGGCGCAUCGCCAAUGUGCCGGCGCCGCAGAUUGCCAUCGACUACUGGCAGCUGCCUAAAGAUGCGACGCUGCAUGACGUGGUGCUGUCGGUGCGGGCGGAUGAGGCACACCACCGAGACGUGAACCAUUAUGCUGCGACCAUCAUCAAGGCAGGCAAGCAUCUCAAGGAGCACCCAGCCCCGGUGGACUACCACUGA